CACUGCGACGCCCCUGUAUAUGCUUGAAACCUGCGCUCAAGGGUGACGGCCAUGUCGACGUGGACCCUGCAGUGCACCCCCGUUGCAACUUACAUAUACCCUCGGCUGGUGGCUACUCGCAAAGAAGAAGCAACUGCUCUCAGAGAACGAACAACACCGUCUCGAAGUAAAGUAAUCGUCGCGCCGGGUUACUCUUGCACGCAGCAUUUGGGCUAUGAAUGAAGACCCAACCCUUUCACCUCGAGGUUUUGGCAGUGUUGCUUCUAUCUGUGAUUCCAUGGCCGGGUCCCAGUGUCUUUAAAAUAUCAUGCCCCCGCGACCGAGCGUCUGUAGUGAGGAGGAUAGUUCACAAGAGAUGGAUUCCAAUACUGAAGAAGUAUCAGGUAGAAUUGCCAUUGGAAUGCCCGUUCCACGAGAGUCGAGAUAUUUUUCGGCCACAACAAAAGGCGAAGCAUCAGCACAGACCAUCACAAUGGACCUGCGGCCUUUGCGGCAAGUCCUUCUACGCAGAGAAACACCUCGACGUCCACUUCGAUAACAGACAUAGAAGCAAUGUUAAUACAGCAGAAGACGCGGUAUGCCUAGCGGAUUAUUGCGACAUCAUGCGCUGCGAGGUGCUGGGCAACCGCGACUUCGAGAAUUCGGUGGACGAGGAUGGUCAUCUGAACACCGAUAUCCAAGUGUGGCGCGAAAAUACCGAACAGCAGAAGCAGAAGCAACAGCAACAGCGGCGCAGCACUUCUAUCGUGCCGUGCGGGUCGCGUGGCAUCGCCAGGAUGUAUCCUACAGAUAAGUCCUGUUCCGUCGCCGGCGGUGGAACGGUGACAAAUCUGCGUUAUUGCCGUCGCGAUGACCACGAUGACAGUGACAUGCACAAUCACAGACUGGCGAGAUCGUCGUAUCACAGCGAGAUCGCCGAAACGGAUAAUAAGAACAGUGACUGCGAGGAGGAUGAGGAGGACGAGGACGAAGAGGAGGACGUCGAGGAUGAGGAGAAUCUGGUGGAAGCGGCGCUACCCGCCGUCGACAAAAAGCAGAGACGGCGGGGGCUGCAUUUGAGAAAGCUAAAGUCCAACUGCAAGCCGGAGGAGCUACAGAAACUGAAGACCCAAUGUGAAAUACUCGUGCGCGAUUGCAUUGCCGGACUGCUAACUAAUCUUUCUGUACGAGAUUUCCAAGAAAUCGAAGGGGAGCUAAAUCGAGCGAUCUGCUGGUAUCUCAGCUGUGACAAGUACUGGGAAGACACAAAAAGACCGCAGCGUCAUACACCCUGGUAUCUCCUGACUAUCUUCAUGCUGCUCCUGUUUUCGUCGAUUUACGCAUGCUACUACGUAAUCUGGGUUUGUUUCAAUACUGCGGAUGACGACAGACUGGACGGUAGCGGAAACAUGGAUUACAACGGAAGCAUGGAUCGCUCAAGUAUUUCUCCGUUGCACGACCCGAAUAUUCAGGAAGGCAGGUUAGAAAGACGGAAGGGUGAUCACGGAGACGAUCUGCCCCAAUCGAGCGAGGACAUGCCCGAUCACUAUAUCUAUGUCUCUUACCCGCCCGAGCUGAAGCGGCGACUUCUGGAGAGUGAUCCUCCUGCUUACAGCUGCUACAACAGGACCACUCGUCUGUAAACGGACGAGUUGAAUUAGGAAGGAAGUGCAUAUACGCGAUGAUUAAAAUCUUAUCCGGGAUCUCUGCACAAAAGAAGGUACUCGGAGCGGAGGUACUCCUCACUCUCAUUUUUCUCGUUAUCCUCGUUAUCCUCGUGUUUUGUAUACCGAAUGUGAAUAAACUGCAUCGUGGACACGA
Molecule: messenger RNA, 1800 nt
Organism: Solenopsis invicta (red fire ant)
Lineage: Eukaryota; Metazoa; Arthropoda; Insecta; Hymenoptera; Formicidae
Exons: 8
Coding region: 219-1622 (467 amino acids)
Source: RefSeq, a predicted model, not a curated record